AUGAAUUCCAAUUCGGAGGUGGUGUACCGGAACAGAGACGGCCACGUCAUCAAGUUCAACUUUGUCCUGAACGAGACCGAAGUCAUCCUGAGCAACAGCACGUUUGUGGCUUUCAAGGUUGCCAAGUACUCGCUGUCUGCCGAUCUCAAGUAUGCGCUCUUCGCAUAUGACGUCAAACCGGUUUACAGGUAUUCAUACACAGCCUCCUACAUAGUCUACAACAUCUACACCAGGGAAGUGUGGGAGCUCAACCCCCCCGAGGUGCAGAACGCCGUGCUCCAGCACGCAGCCUGGGGAAGACAAGGACAGCAGCUGAUCUACAUCUUUGAGAACAACAUCUACUACCAGUCAGAUGUGAGGAGCAACUCUCUGAGAAUCACCUCGUCUGGGAUGGAAGGAGUCAUCUUCAACGGGCUUGCUGAUUGGUUGUAUGAAGAAGAGAUCCUGCACUCACACCUUGCUCACUGGUGGUCGCCUGAUGGAGAGCGGCUGGCCUUCCUCACCAUCAACGACUCGCUGGUGCCCAACAUGGCUCUGCCCCAGUUCACGGGGAGCACCUACCCCCGGGGAGUGCAGUACCCCUAUCCCAUGGCUGGCCAGAGAAACCCGGCGGUCAAGCUGUCCGUCGUCAACCUUUUUGGUGCGACUCACACUCAGGAGCUGCAGCCUCCAGAUCAGCUCAGACACAGGGAUUUCUACGUAACCAUGGUGAAGUGGAUCAGUAACACACACCUGGCGGUCAGAUGGCUCAACAGGCCCCAGAACGCCUCCCUGCUGACGGUGUGCGACACCACCAUAGGAGUCUGCCUCAAGAGACACGAGGAGUCCUCAGAGACGUGGCUCUCCAGGCAGAGACAGGAGCCGCUUUUCUCCGAGGACAGGAGCAGGUUCUUCCUCACGCUGCCCGUCAAGCAGGGAGGUCAGGGGGAUUUCGACCACAUCGCCAUGUUCACCAAGAAGCUACGAAGUGACCAGGACGAAGUCCGCCACUUAACGUCAGGAGACUGGGAGGUGACCAAAAUUGUAGCUUACGACGAGAACGACCAGAUCAUAUACUUUCUGAGCACCGAGGAUGCGGCUCAGCAGAGGCACCUGUACAGAGUGUCCACCCUUGGCUUGUUUCCGCGGCGAUGCCUGACCUGCGGCCUGAAGGAGGACUGCACUUUCUUCGACGCGGACAUCAGCCCUGAUGUGCAGCACGCCAUCCUGCGCUGCCAAGGUCCGGGCGUUCCAGCUGUGCUGCUCCUGAGCUUCGACAGCGUGGACUCGUAUUUCAUCCUGGAGAACAACCUCCCUCUGCGGGCCGCGCUGGAGACCAGAAGGACAACUCUGACUGAUAUCCGGAUGAUCUCUAAUGACAACUUUGAGCUGCCUCUGAAGCUCAUUUAUCCUCCCGACUUCUCCGACUCAUUCCCCUACGGCCUCCUCCUCGUUGUGAUGGACGCUCCGGGUGAGCAGGCGGUGACGGAGGAGUUCAGGCUGGACUGGGACUCGGUGCUGGCGGGGUCCGAGCAGGUCAUCGUGGCGAGGCUGGACGGCAGGGGAUCAGGGUUCAAAGGUCAAAGGGUCUUGCAGCAGGUCCAUCAGAAGCUCGGCACAGUGGACACAGAAGACCAGAUCGCAGCUCUGGAGUACGUAACAAUAUCCCACACUAUCAUUUUCUAA
Molecule: messenger RNA, 1665 nt
Organism: Menidia menidia (Atlantic silverside)
Lineage: Eukaryota; Metazoa; Chordata; Actinopteri; Atheriniformes; Atherinopsidae
Source: the annotation of a GenBank genome assembly